Messenger RNA from Linnemannia hyalina, 3510 nucleotides. NCBI's taxonomy places the organism in Eukaryota, Fungi, Mortierellomycota, Mortierellomycetes, Mortierellales, Mortierellaceae. The record is from the annotation of a GenBank genome assembly.
AUGGUCGAGACGAAUCACGACACCGACACCGUCUUCCAGGCAUUUCGCUCAGAGACCGACCGGAGAGAGGUUCUCAUCCCCGCCGUCCGGCAUCCUACCCUGGGCGAACUUUACGUGAUCUGGACCGACAUUACUGACUGUUUCCCUCGUGCAUCGCGAAUCCAACACGACGACGAAUUUAUUCCCUUCCUGCGAGACGACAACCUCGUACGGGUCAAGCCCUUUGGGGUUCCAUGUCAUCCAGGAGUAGUUCUCGAUGUUAUCCUUGGAGAGACCCCAUUCAUUGUGUCAAAGAGACGCGCCAAUGGAAGACCCCGCAACAGCAGCAACAGGAACCAUCAUGCCAGCAAUAUCACCACCAACAGCAUGGCUCACUCUGCAGAACGCUCUGGUCUGACCAACGGAGACAGCGGUGUGAUAAAACAGCAAGGCAAAUCCUCGGACAGACUCACAGUCAAGAGCAAGGAUGAGAGCGGCGGCAAGGUCGAAAUGCACCCCACGGUCAAGACACAGGAAGGAUCUCAAGCCGGCAGUGGUGGUCUCUCCAAUACCUCAAUCCCACAACAAGCGGCGUCCAAAAAUCAGGCGCCAAACAGUAAGGAGCAACCACCGAGGGCUUCACCAACAGGAUCUUCAGCAACCCAAACAUCUGCCACACCUGUCGCGACCAACAAUACCACCGCCGUCACCACUACCGCUGUUACCACCACCGAGGACGGGGCACUGGCUGGACAGAAGGCUGUAUGGAAUGCGAUUGCCGGGGCGUACAACUCUACCCUGCCCUACAAACGCCCUCCACAUUCCGAGCCUACGGAUCUCAAGGCUCUUGUGGAACUACGCGUGAAGACCAUCCUCAAGGACUAUCUUUCGUGGACUCAGAGCUGCCAUCCUCGAUUCUUUUGCUUCCUUCCUAUUGUGCCAGAUCCCGGUCCGAACGCAGAGGCAGACGGAGAGCCAAACCUCAACGAGGUGAUUCAGAGCGACACCAAGUUCCAACUCUACUACUUUUGCGACUGCGGCGAUGUUCCAGGAUUUGAAGGUCGCUGGUACGGACACUGGACCAUCAAAGAGGGCGAGCAUUACCUCAACAAUGCUACCGGAGAGAGCACGACGCAGGCGCAGCUGGAUGAUAUUAUUCCGCUGGUGGGUACAUCUAUGAUGGCAUAUAUGGAAGCGCUCAAGUAUGGAGCGUAUGUCAACGAUGAGCUCAUUGUCCCGCCUCAGACUCACCCUGAUGCCCAACGACGAAUCUCUUUGGCCAUCCGGUACUUCGAGUCCAAGGGCGUCCGAUCCUCUGAAGGGUACUGGAGAGAUCGCCUUGCUGGAGUCCGUUCAGAGGAUAUCAAGCCUGUCACCUCGCCAUUACACAAGCACCGGGUCGAGUUCUGGAGGAUAGUCGAGAAGAACCGCUGGGUGCGGUUGAGCGAGUUGAUCCCUUUCAAGACGACGGGAGGUGAUGUGAGGUGGGUCUGUCAGUCCCAUUGGCACGCCCUGACGAAUCUGGCAGAUGUCCAACGAGCCACGGAUUUCUCAAAGAACCCGCAGUCGACCAAGAGCGAGUACAGGAUGACCCAGGGAGCGUUCAUCACCGAGAUCCUCAGCAUGCAGAGGGCGAGGGAGUUUUUCCAGCUGGCUGAGAGGAUGACAUCCACCGUUGUGCUCCGAGUGUCGUUGGACUGGGACUUGACGUCUGGAGACGAAGACGAGCUGAACCUGUUAAUUGGACGGCUUUCGGCAACGGCACUACAUCUCACCGUUCGACGCAAGACUCGGUGCGCCUCGGGAGCUCUCGUAGGAUUUGCGUCAGGAUAUGUGCAGCUGACAUUGGCGGCAAUCUGGAACCCGAGCAUUGAGAUCUUUAUGUUGUUGUUUCGCCCUCCAGCGGAUGAGCCCGACUACUCUACUUACUACGAGCGCCACUACAUGCUCAGCUCCUGCGACUCCUUGUGUUCGGACACGAUUGCGACGCUCAUGAAGUUAAAGAAGGGUGCGCCGGCCAGAGCCAUCCUUCAAGCCUCCGACAUUGACCUUGCUGCGGCCUCGUUCCGUAAGCUUGCUAAAGGAUUCCAUUACUUUUCCGAGCUGCAGCUGACAAAGGAAUCUAUCCAAGUGAACGCGAUGAUCAAGUUCAAGAACAAGUUUGGCGACUCUGAGCCCAUUCCCAAGGACACGGACUACAACAACGGCGACUUGUUCAAGUAUUUCGAGCAGCGGGAGUGGAUCGAUGAUGUCGAGUGCGAUUGUUCUGAGGCCACCUUCAGUCAGCUUCUUUUGUUGCACAACUUGACCAAGGUGGUUACUUGGUUCUCGCUCAAGCAGGACCGAGUCAAAUUCCGGGAGCUGAUCAGGUUCAACAAGAAACUCAAGGAGCUGACGUUGCACGAUACCGAGAGGGAUGACCCGAGCCAGAUCUUUGAGACGUACAAGGCGCUGUUGGCGAAUCACCCGGUGAUUGAGCUGUUUGAGGUCCGUCAACACCAUAUCGACUCUGCGGAUUCAACAUUUGCCUGGAAGAACCCCAAGGAGUCGACCAAGAUGCGAGUGGCGAUCACGUGCUAUGCCGGGGACAAGGUCCAGUCGAUGCUUCAAAAGUACGCGCCUUUGAUUGACAGACUCACAAUUGAGCACCUCAAGGCGAGCGACGCUUCAGUGUUGGAGAAGUCGACGCGACCCAAGAAGGGACCUUUGUCGUUGAGAUGGCUCGGGAUCCACAAUGUCCAUCUGUUGGAGGCGGCUGUGUUGGAUGAUCUGAAGAAGGUCAUUUUGAGGAGCGAUAUUGAUCAGGUCAUGGUGACUGGUUCGACGUUCAAGGCGUCGAUUCUUCUGGACGAUGCGACGACAUUGGCGCGACAUGAUGGCAGCAAUACUUCUCGAAGGACGGUCGCGAAGGGUGGCGCUGUCAAGAAGCGGGACGACUUUGCGGAGGAGAAGGCCAAUGUGGGUGUUUGGGCCGAGUUUAUAAUGGGUAUCCGGACCAAGCUGACGGACAUGUCCAUCUCGACCAAGGAUCCGGCGAAUAUUUUGGCAGCACUGGAGGCGCAGGUGGUUCCAGGAGAGCAGCCUGAUAUGAUUCGUCUGCAGGGGUUCACAAUGACGGGAGUCUGGACACAGAGUAUUCUGUCGUACCCCUGGAUGGAGAGACUCUUGCUGUCGACGGGUCAUGGCGCGACGGCAACCUAUCUGGAGGACGGCCGACGGAAGCAGAUCCUGACCAAGGUUACCCUGACGGGGUCGCAGAUCCUGGAGGAGGAUUGGAAGCGGAUCCUCAAGAGUUGGGACCUGUUCCAGAUGGUUCGUCUUCAUAUCCGACAAAAGUCCAGGCUGUCGGUCGAGACGCUGUUGGCGAUGAUUGAGGCUAUCCCGAUGAACAGUCCGUCGUUGCGGCAGUUCCUCGUGGAUGAUAGUCAGCCCAUUAGUCCUGAAGUCUCAAGAGCCUUUGAGGCCAAGAUGAGGACCAAGAGCGAGAAGUUUCAUACCACCGUCAUUCUCCAGAGCCUUCACAUGGCUUAA